CUGAGAACAAGGCCAUCAGGGCUCCCGGGGGCCUGGGCUCCAGGCGGCUUACGCAGCACUCGAACUUGCUUCAGAGCCUCCUCCCGCCCAAGAGUGGGGGUAAGGAGGGUCACGAUGGCCUGACCUCAGGAGGAGCCGCGCGGCGGCCGGCUUGCAACAUGGGGAACCAGGAUGGGAAGCUGAAGAGGAGCACAGGGGAUGCUUCUCAUGAAGGCGCUGGCGCCUCCGAAGAUGCUCUUGGGCCCACGGAUGUGGAAGCAGCCAGGAAGGGGAGCGGGGUUAAGAAGGCCCUGAGCAAACAUGGAAAGGGAGGCAGCGGCGGCGGCAGCGGGGAGCCUGGGAAGAAGAAAAGCAAGUCAGACUCCAGAGCCUCCGUGUUUUCCAACCUGCGGAUCAGGAAGAACCUGUCCAGGGCUAAAUCCACGGCCGGCUCACGCGGGGAUGUGCUGGACGGCCAAGCCCUGCAGACUGAAGAGCUGGACAGUGCUCAGUCCCUGGUCACCAAGACCCCGGACCUCAGCCUCUCAGCUGAUGAAACGGGCCUAUCGGAUUUCGAGUGCGUGGACCCUUUUGAGGUGACUGGAGCAGGUAGACCUGGGCCGGCCGAGGCUGAGAUUGGGGGGCAGGCGGUUGCUGAGGAUGUGGUAAGUGCGGCAGGGGCCCAGGAUGGACAAAGGACCAGUUCGGGCUCGGACACAGAUAUUUACAGCUUUCAUUCAGCUACGGAGCAAGAGGAUUUGCUCUCAGACAUCCAGCAGGCGAUCCGCUUGCAGCAGCAGCAGCAGCAGCAGCAACAACAACAAAAACAAGGCUCAGGGGAAACUACAGUGCCGCCCACUGAUACCCCCCCUCAGCCUGGGGCCUCCCUGAGUCUGGACCAGUUCCUGCUGGGGUUCAGCGUGAGGACCGAGGAAGCCCUGGGUAAUGACAAUUCUGAGCAGACUCUGCAUACCCCCUCUUACCUACCCGAGAACUGCGAGCCUCCACUGGCCUCCAGUGCUUCCCCCCACUCGGAGGGCCCCCUCCCUGUGACCCAGUCAGUGGGUGCCUUCCCAUUUCCUGAGACCCAGGUUGGAGAGGUUGUGACCAAAUCCCUUGUUCUAGAGGCAGUGGACACAGAUGAGGAUGGGGAAGAAGACGCCUUUGAUGAUGCCCGCCAAGGCUCUCCGGGGGAGAACGGGGGCCAAGAGAUGGGAGAGGCCCCUCAGGGACUUGGGCAAGAAGCCGAGGGGGCUGCAAGUCCCCGGACUCCUGAGACUGCCUCCCUCCCAGGCAGCCCUGCCCCAAGCCCACGCUGCUUUAAGCCCUACCGGAUGAUCACCCCAUGCUACAUCAAGACCACCACUAGGCAGCUCAGCUCACCCAAUCACUCACCUUCCCAGUCCCCAAGCCAGAGCCCCAGGAUCCAGAGGCGGCUGGAGUCCUCCCUGAUCCGAGGGCAGAGAUCAGCUCUUGCUACCACAGCCCCCCAGGGUAAAAAGCACCAGGUUGAUGGCGGCCUUGGAGCCGGCCUCAGCCUCUCUGCAGACUGGACUGACGAGCUGAGUACCUGCGAGCCCAAAGAUGGGGAUUCCGCAGAUCUGCUAGAACGUGGGACCAUCUCGGAUGGUGUCAGCCAUUCCAGCCGGGUGUCCCUGGCCCUGGCCAGCAAGUCCUCUGGGUCUCAGGCGGCUGCAGAUGGUUUCCAGAACGUAUUCACAGGGCGGACUCUGCUGGAGAAGUUAUUCAGCCAGCAGGAAAACGGGCCUCCAGAAGAAGCAGAGAAGUUUUGCUCCCGGAUCAUCGCCAUGGGUCUUCUGCUUCCUUUUAGUGAUUGCUUCAGGGAACCGUGUGAUCAGAAUAUCCAGUCAAGCUCGGCUCCAUUCGAUCAAGAUCAACUUUACACCUGGGCUGCAGUUAGUCAACCCACACACUCACUGGAUUAUGCAGAAGAACAAUUUCCCAGAAGAAUUCCAUCUGCUUGGCCUCUAUCUAAACUUCCUGAUGAAGACAAGAGGCCCCAGGAUGCUGAAAUAGAAUCUCAAUCUGCUGUUUUGGAAACUCCAGAAAAAUGUUUAGAUGUUCUCCAGCAGGUUGUCAAGUUAUUAAGCAACAAAAGAUCUCAAGCGGUGGGAAUAUUGAUGUCUAGUCUUCAUUUAGAUAUGAAAGAUAUACAACAUGCUGUUGUGAACUUGGAUAAUUCUGUGGUUGACCUGGAGACACUCCAAGCUCUCUAUGAGAAUAGAGCACAGUCAGAUGAGCUGGAAAAGAUUGAGAAGCAUGGCCGAUCAUCCAAAGACAAGGAAAAUACCAAGUCUCUGGAUAAACCUGAACAGUUCCUUUAUGAACUGUCACUUAUCCCCAACUUCUCAGAGCGCGUGUUUUGCAUCCUCUUCCAAUCAACAUUUUCAGAAAGCAUUUGUUCCAUCCAUCGCAAACUAGAAUUACUACAGAAAUUGUGUGAGACAUUAAAAAAUGGUCCAGGGGUGAUGAAGAUUCUGGGUUUGGUUCUGGCCUUUGGCAAUUACAUGAAUGGUGGAAAUAAAACCAGAGGACAAGCAGAUGGCUUUGGAUUAGACAUUCUUCCAAAGCUUAAAGAUGUCAAGAGUAGUGAUAAUAGCAGAAGUCUUUUGUCAUAUAUUGUUUCAUAUUUUCUUCGAAAUUUUGAUGAGGAUGCUGGAAAAGAACAAUGUGUUUUUCCACUCCCAGAACCCCAAGACCUUUUUCAGGCCUCUCAAAUGAAGUUUGAAGAUUUUCAGAAAGAUCUUAGAAAAUUAAAGAAAGACUUGAAAGUCUGUGAGGUUGAAGCAGGGAAAGUGUACCAGGCAUCCUCAAAAGAACAUGUUCAGCCUUUCAAAGAUAACAUGGAACAAUUUAUUAUUCAAGCUAAAAUUGACCAAGAGACAGAAGAAAAUUCACUGACAGUGAUACAUAAAUGCUUUUUGGAGACUACAGCUUAUUUCUUCAUGAAACCAAAAAUUGGAGAGAAGGAGGUGUCCCCAAAUGUUUUCUUCAGUAUCUGGCAUGAAUUCUCCUCUGACUUUAAAGACUUUUGGAAGAAAGAAAACAAACUUAUUCUACAAGAGAGAGUAAAAGAAGCUGAAGACGUGUGCAGGCAGAAAAAGGGAAAAUUAUUAUAUAAAAUAAAGCCAAGACAUGACUCUGGAAUUAAAGCAAAGAUAAGCAUGAAAACCUGAACAGUGAAAAAGCAGAAUGGAAACUAGUCAUGUAACCACUUCCCCCAAAUUCAGCUGACCUGACUGAUAGCAGGAAGGAGACUACAUCAUUCUAACCAUUUUCUUCUUCACCUUUUGCAUGGUUUUUGAGCUGUUCACUGGUUGUUAAAUCUUGCUAUAUAUUCAUAAAAAAUAAAAAAGCAGUCGAAAAGUGAUGAAUUUUGACACCUUUUCUUUGUGUAAAAGUUUAUGGUAUUAUACCAAUAGACUAAAACAGCAUGUAGGAAAGGCAGUAUCUGCAUUAAUUCUGAACAUGCUAAACAUUCAAAUAAAAUUCACUUUUGUGAGACCAUUCCUUAUCAUAGCAAAACACAUUCCUCUCUGUAACAACCUGUACUUCACAUCACUGCUUUUAGAUUUAUGGGUAAAAUGUUAUUUCUGGUGAAUUGUUUGUAUUGGUUUCACAUAACAUGUACAUUUUCUAUUUUAAAGUUUAUGAACUGUUUCUAUUACAUAAUCAACACUUUCCCAACUCUUUGGUUUUAUUCCAUAGCUAAAUAUUUCUGAAAGGAAGAUUAUCAUAUUUUACUUUAUUCAAGUAAGAUAAUUAAUAGAAAAAGAGCAUAGCAGAAGUAAAAUCCUUUCCUAAUAAAGUAUUUAAUAUAGUCAAAAGUCAGUUUUAAGUUUAAUGAGGGUCCUAGUCAGAAUAUAUACUUUUUGACCCUACAAAGAGCUAAUCAUUAGCAGAAGUAAGAAAUUAAAGAUGUACUUAUUCAUAACUUUUACCAUUACUCUUCACAAAGAAAAUAUGUUCCAAUAUUCAAAGGAAUUUAAAUACAUUAUAGCAUAAAAUUUACAAACAAAAGUAAUUAUUUGGAAAACCAUGUUUUUGCUGAAUGAGAUCUAAACAGAAAGAGUUAAAUAUAGCUGACUAUUUUUACAUGAUUGAAGUUGGACAUAGAAAAUACAGGAAAUGCCCUUGUUAUGUAUUAUGGCAGGUGAUUCAAAGCUGUGAAAUGAGGAUGUCGUGAUUUAUCAUCUGAAGGAAUUAAGAAAAGGAUUUGAUUUAACUUCAUAAAGGAAAAAAAUGUAAGAAAUAAAAUCUCACAUCCUUAUGACUGUACAUUAAAACCAGCCCAUGAGGCAUUGUAGUGGUUUUGUUUAGCAUUGAUUUUUUUAAAAAGACCAUUGUAAUGAUAUUUGUUGGGAGUUAUGGUGUAGAUAAAGGAAUACAUUAUGGCUGUUGUAAACCAACUAUGAGAACUUACUUAAAAAGAAAAACUAUUCUGAGUCAUCAGCAUUUCUGAAUUUAUAUAAAGUAUGGUGACUUUCAUUUAGGUGUUUAAUUGUUUUUGUUGUCCUUUUGUAUUCUUCCCAGCCUCUCCGGUCUCCUCACUGUAUAUUACCAUUGUUUUAUGAAAUAAUAGGGCAUUUAACAAAGAUUGCUAUGUGCAAUACUCUAUUUAGUGUUUCUAUUUCAAAUUUUCUAGAAUGUUAAUUUAUAUGAAAAUAAAUAAAUGAAAAUA
This is a messenger RNA of Echinops telfairi (small Madagascar hedgehog), 4681 nucleotides long. It is a transcript of the gene FMN2, whose product is annotated as formin 2. Gene Ontology annotation, molecular function: microtubule binding. The record is from RefSeq and is a predicted model, not a curated record. The coding region runs from base 159 to 3176 and encodes 1005 amino acids. NCBI's taxonomy places the organism in Eukaryota, Metazoa, Chordata, Mammalia, Afrosoricida, Tenrecidae. Gene Ontology annotation, biological process: actin nucleation; intracellular transport. The transcript has 16 exons. Gene Ontology annotation, cellular component: nucleus; endoplasmic reticulum membrane; actin filament.